AUGUGUACCAUGAUUGUUGGAAAAAAUCUUGCCCCUCAUCUAAAGAGUAUGGCGGGUGUCUGGUAUAUUGGGCAAUCAGAUUCCCAUAUACCAGCGGCAGAAGCCGCCACCGCCGCCUGGACCGCCGCCUUCCCGCCGCACAAACUGGCCGGUGCCGUCGAGUUCUGCCAAGCAGAGAUCCUCAAUCUUAUCAUAGACAAUCUUGUCAACGCCACGCCACAGACAUUGUCCGACCCAAAGACGACCCCGCCGGAGGAGAUGGAGGCCAAGUAUACGAGGACGGUGUCCAUGAGUUUGAUAAGCUACGCAAACCUACUUGAGGCAAUAGAAAAAACUGUCCCGGAGAAACAUAAACCCUUGCUCGACAGCCAGAAAUUCUGGAAGCUUGCUAAACAUAAAGCGGGAAACAUCAGAAAAUCUUUUUUUGUCGCUGUAACACAACUUUGCAUAAAGAUGCCAGAAGAAAUCCAGUUAAGAGGAGUGCAGGUUGUCCCGGCAGUUCUCUGUAAUCUCCAGGAUACCGAAUCCGGAGACGCUGUAUGGACGUGUACCCUCCAGCUCCUCUCCAUUCUUCCAACCGCCUGGACACUCACAUCGCCACACAAGGCGGUGUUCCCGGCGGUGUGGAAACUACUAGGGGCGGGUGGGGCCGGGUAUGCUCGGCGGGUGUACCCCUACCUCAUGCCGUUCAUCAGCAGAAUACCGGUGUCCGUGAUGGAGGACCCGGAGAAGUUUACAACACGAUGGUUUACAACAAUGCUGGAAGGAUUGGACGCCGUCAAGAAAAAGAAGAAUUCGUCCGAGAGUGAAAUAAUCGUUCAAUCCUUCCUAGAAUGUAUGUUUUAUUAUCUUAACCUGAAAGAGUUGAAUUCACAUAUCAAGACUAAACUUGUCCGAGAAUAUCUGGUUCCUGGGGUUAGAGAGAACCCGUCUUGUCCUGGUAUGUUUUCAAUCCUCUCCGAUUACCUCCUCUACUGGGAUAAGAUCUCCGGUAGUAACUCUGAGACUGAUCAACUCAAUCUACUCUUCUGGGCUGAACUAAAAUACGAAUCUUCAAAACCUGAAAACCAGUCAAUCGACUUUUUAGUUUGUCUCGGUAAAGCCAUGGAAAAGAAAGAAAAAGGAGAAAGUAAGGGUGAAAAAGGAAUUGUGAAACCCGUUGGAGAACUGAUUAAAAUUUUAGAAACCAGAUGGACUUCAGAGGUUGAAAACCUUUCUACUCCCGGAAAGGCUGAAACUAGUUUAGAUACUCUUUACAAAAUUCUCAGCAACUUCGGCCAAUACGCGGAAAUUUUCGGCCAUGGGAUGGAUGAAAAUAACAUGGUCGAUUUUUAUCACACAAAAAUAAUUCCACUACUAUCCAAUUUGAACCUAGAGGAAUCUCUAGCAAGGUUUACUUGGACCCUAGCAAACAGACUCUCCGAGGUUGAAGCACUGAACGCCCUCGAUAUGUUCGUGAAGAAAACCCGGCCUCACCUCAUCUCUCAGUUAGUUAACGAAGCUAAGAGGUCGAGUAGCACACUGUUCAGCUCCUGGUUGUGCAGUGUAUCCGUGCAGGAGAUGGUGGUCGAGGUCGCCAACAACCUGAUCCAUCAUCUGGUGGAAGGACACACACAGGAAAAUGAGAAUUGGAACACUAUCAAAUCUAUUCUAGACUCGGGAGUGCCUACUCCGGAGCAGACACAACAGAAACUGUUUUCAACCUUCCUGGACGGAUUGAAUAGUAUCCGGAACAAGGAGAACCGUCCUUCAUCCUCUAGAGUAGUUGAGUUCAUCUGUGAUCUGCUCGGUCUGCUAACUAUCUCCCAUCAAGAUGUUGUGGCUGAGAGCUCAGGGACGGAGCUGAUUAAACUCAUCUUCUCCAUGCAUAGUUCUGGAUUCGGAGAAGGAACCCGGAGAAAGCUGGAACAUUGUUGGAUCUCGGCAGUUCAAAAUCAACCCAAACUGGCAAAUGCACUUUCUCUAAAAAUAUCCGAACAACUUAUUAAACCUGUCUGUAUGGAUGAGCUUGACAGACUGAAGAGAAAAGCUAGCUCCUUGGCUAGAGUGGUGAGUAAGAAAAAUAUUGAAUUAUUGGUGGAAAACCUAGAGAUUAUGAUCCCUGACGUGGACUGGAACCUAGCGGAGCAGGCCUGGUAUAGAACAGUAUUUGAUCAGAAGCAGUUCAAAGAUUCAAUAUCGGAGAAGUUCGGGUACAGUUUAAUUCAGCAAGCAGAGAUAGAACCUAUUAAUCUCAUUCUUCCAAACAGGACCCUUAUAUUCCUCUCCGUUCUCUCCCAGGGGUUAGGUAUAGAUUUCAGCUCUGUGAUAGAGCCUGCUACGGUCCUGGAUGAGGAAAGAUUUAACCUUCCAGAGAGCUUUCUUAAGAAUGACAAGUUAAUGAAUCGUCUUUGUGAAGCUCCGUUUGUUGUUGUUUACAUGCAGAACCUGGUUCGGGAUAAGAACUGUAGUGCUGAUAUAACCAACCUGGAGUCAGAACUCAACCUUGCCGCAUCCAGUCUCUUCUCCAAGCUGAGCAAAGUGAACCUUGAACGUAUUGAGCAGACUGUGUUCAGUCGGUGUGAUGAGGAAUAUUGGGGACUGGCAUUACAGUGGAUACUUGGGCUAACAUACAAGUAUUCAGAGUGGGAUAUCAGGCUCUCCAGGUUUACUGGGUUGGACGGGACGGAUAUUGAGAGUAACUACAAUACUCUGGUCUCUCUCAUGGAGUUAACUUCUCAGUAUAAUAUAGGUUCAGGAACAAUAUCAUCCUCUCUCAGUCUUGCUGUUGGAAAACUUGCGAGCCUUGAAGGAUUAAUCACCAAAGAAUCCACGCAUAUCCUAUGGUUUGUAACACAGUGCUUAAACCUGGCUAGGACGGGUUUAAGAUUACAUAUCUCCGGAGUCUCUGAGUUCAGCGGAGAAAUUCAAGCAGUCCUGGAGAUGGUUGUCAAUUGGAAAACAGAGACAGAAGAUCAGCUCCUUUACAAUACAGAUUUGAGUGAGUACAGCUGGUCUGAGAUCAACAAGGUGUGUACAGUAUGUAACCUGCUCCACCUCGUAGUCUCCAAGUACCCGGAUCUAAUUCAACCCCAGGUCUGGGACCUGAUAACCUGCAGUCUUGUAUCCUGGGUUGGAACACUACAGGAGAGCAAGGACAGUCUUACUUCCAGAGCUGGUUCUAUGAUGUUCUCAGUAUCCUGCUCCAGGCUGGCAGCAAGUGUAGCAGCUAUUUUAGGUCCUAAAGGUCAUCACCCAUCUUUAUCCCUGCCCAGACCUUGCUCUGUCCAGGUUCCGUUGGAUAAACUCCGGGAGGAGUGGGACGAAUUCUUUUCUCAGGGUAUAUUCAUGAUUCUAGUUCCUCUCUAUAUUCAGGUUUGUGCUGGUAAGGAACAUCUGUACAGCUGUAAUCUACUGAGUACAGCCCUAGGCCAGGCUCUUGUACACGCCCCUCUUCCUCUUGUACUUCAGUGCGAACUCCCUCCUCUUUAUCUUGUACAGGAUGUUGAUGCCCCCUCUCUGCCUGAUAAUAUUACAUUUAUUUUCAACCAUUUUGGUCCUCUACUCCUUUCCAACUGUCGGAGCAGUCAAGUGACAGCUGCUCACAUACUGGCAGCUGUCACACAGGAAAUACCAAAGAAUGUUGAUGUAUCUGGGGAUAGUGAGGAGAACGAGGUUCCUUUACGACUAGUUGAAGCACUGCAGCUGGGAGAACUUCUCCUUUCAACCCUCCUGGUGGAGUUCUCUAUCUCUGACCCUGUCGGAGAAAUACCGACCGGAACCAUUGCUUUCUCACAGACAUUUGGAUAUUUGCUAGCUUGGCGAGUUAUACUGCGUUUACUUGAGAAAUCCAGCGAUGAAGUUCGACCUCGGUAUUCACAGUAUCUUGAGAGCCGAGGACACAUCUCUCAUCUACUCUCUAACAUCUUCAAACUGCUACCUCGUGGUACUGGUCAGCUAGAGCUGGUGUUUGCUGCUCCUUUGCUAGAGGUCGGAGCAGAUACUUGUAGUACAGAGCUGCAACAGCUAGCUGCUUUAUGCUGGACACAGGUUUGUGGUCAUUUGCCCGCAUCUGCUCGUCAAUGGUGGAGUAAACUGGACAGAGAAAGCCAGGGGACUGUAGAGAGGAUCACGUGUAGCUACGUGACCCCGGCCCUCUGGACCCAGGAGGUCAACAUCAUCGCUGCAGCGGAGAAGUGUGAGAACCUGACCUUGAAGGUGCGGGACUCUGUGCGGGAGGUUGUAGCGACCUACUCUAUAGACGAGGGGAGUAUGGAGUUAGUGGUGUCCCUGCCCAGUAAUUAUCCUCUAGGAGGACUCAAUGUAGAUUCUGGGAAGAGAGUUGGUGUAGAAUCUGGUCAGUGGAGGAAAUGGAUGUUGCAGCUGACCACCUUCCUAAUCCAUCAGAACGGAAGUAUACACGAGGGGUUAAACCUUUGGAAGAAGAAUGUGGACAAACGUUUUGAAGGAGUAGAGGAGUGUUAUAUUUGCUUCUAUAUCCUGCAUGGAUCCAAUCACCAGCUUCCUAAACUGGGCUGCAGAACUUGUAAAAAGAAGUUUCAUUCUGCCUGUCUGUAUAAAUGGUUUUCUACAUCCAACAACUCAUCUUGCCCACUGUGCAGAAAUUUAUUUUAAGUCCUGGAACUAAUGAGGUUCAACAUCAAACAACUUGUUUUUCGCACUGUGUAGACGUGAUUGGAAUUUGCGUAACAAUGGUUUUAUAUCAAACAUCUUGCUGAAGAAAUUUAUUAGGAGUCAAGAGUCUGGAUAAUAAUGAUUUUCAAUACAAAAUAACUUGGUUUGCUCAUUGUGCAGAAAUAUUCUAAAAAAAAGAAAUAAGACAAUUUUAAAAAAACUGUACAUGAAAUAUACCCCCAGUAUUUCCUCCUGUGUGUACAAGAUACAGGGUUGUACACCCCCCCCCCCCUAACCCUACUGGUCUAAGUGUUCAAAAGCAUUUAUGUGAUCUUUUAAAACAAAUAAAUGCACUGUUUUGGUUAAGCACCUAAAAAAAUCAUUAAAAUUAAAUGUUUCAUAAAAUGUUAAUUCAUGUUAUCUCUUUGUUAUGUUGUGAUAUAGACUAUAAUAUUGUGAUAAAAUCAACCGGAAGUACAUUUUCAUAGAUCAAAAUAAUUUUAAAUGUUAAAAUUAGAACAAAAUAACAAAAUUUUAUUUUAAGAAAAAAAGGCCUAAAUAAAUAAGUGAAUGAAUUAGUUUACGUAAAUAAUUGUUAUCCACAAGGAAUAUUUGAUUUUUUUUAGAAGCGCACCGUUAUACAUUGAUGUAAACCGCACAUAGUUUAAAAGGAUGGUCUGAUUGUUUAUUUUCAGA
This is a messenger RNA of Eurytemora carolleeae, 5310 nucleotides long. RefSeq names its product E3 ubiquitin-protein ligase listerin-like. Gene Ontology annotation, cellular component: cytosol; RQC complex. Bases 1 to 4614 code for a protein of 1537 amino acids. Gene Ontology annotation, biological process: ribosome-associated ubiquitin-dependent protein catabolic process; rescue of stalled cytosolic ribosome. The record is from RefSeq and is a predicted model, not a curated record. The transcript has 16 exons. Gene Ontology annotation, molecular function: zinc ion binding; ubiquitin protein ligase activity; ribosomal large subunit binding. Lineage: Eukaryota; Metazoa; Arthropoda; Copepoda; Calanoida; Temoridae.